Messenger RNA from Toxorhynchites rutilus septentrionalis, 2742 nucleotides. RefSeq lists its product as uncharacterized. Gene Ontology annotation, molecular function: nucleic acid binding. The record is from RefSeq and is a predicted model, not a curated record. Bases 1 to 2742 code for a protein of 913 amino acids. The transcript has 3 exons. Gene Ontology annotation, biological process: DNA integration. NCBI's taxonomy places the organism in Eukaryota, Metazoa, Arthropoda, Insecta, Diptera, Culicidae.
AUGAAGCGCUUUCUAGGAUUGGAGAAACGUUUGCAGGCCAAUCCAGAAAUGAAGGCUCUAUACCAUGAGUUCACUCAGGAAUUCAUAAAUAUGGGGCAUAUGGUAGAUGUGACAGAAGAAAUAGAGCCGAUAUUGACAUACUACAUGCCGCACCACGCAGUGCUGAAGCCUGAGAGCACUACUACAAGAUUGCGAGUAGUAUUUGAUGCAUCAUGCCCCACUUCUACCGGUGUAUCACUAAAUGAUGCAUUGAUGCUAAAAGAUAACGGCACUGCAAAGGAGCUGGACUCUUCCAGUGCAACCAUCAGAACCCUCGGACUUUUAUGGGAACCAUGCACCGAUAAUUUUCUAUUCAAUAUACCCAACUGGAAUACUGGGCCCAACGUAACAAAGCGAACUGUUUUGUCAGAUACAGCUCGCAUAUUCGACCCACUCGGACUAAUCACACCGGUGGUAAUUACAGCUAAAAUUUUUCUACAGGAUUUGUGGAAAACGAAGCUUGCGUGGGAUGAUGAAUUACCUACUGAUAUGUAUCGCUACUGGAUAGAAUACAGAAGGGCCAUGGCGGACAUUGAGACCAUUACCAUUCCUCGCUGGAUAGGAUAUCGGUACCAGCCAAACGAAAUAGAGUUGCAUGGCUUUUGCGAUGCCUCCGAGAAGGCAUACGGGGCAUGCUUCUACAUUCGAAAUAUCUGGGAAGAUGGUACUAAAAUGGUUCGGCUGUUGACGUCGAAAUCGAGGGUAGCCCCGAUCGAAGAUACCAAAAGAAAGGCGAGAAAACAAACGAUUCCUCGGUUAGAACUCGCUUCUGCACUAUUGUUGAGUCAUGUGUACAAUAAGAUAAAAAAUGGAUUUCCAACAGAUGUACCCGCACAUUUUUGGACAGACUCCAUGAUUGUCAAGUGUUGGUUAGAAUCGAGUCCAUCUCGCUGGCAAGCUUUCGUAGGAAAUCGUGUUUCCGAAAUCCAGCAUUUGACUAGAGGAAGCGCGUGGAGUCACAUUUCGGGCGCGCAUAAUCCUGCGGAUAUUAUAACAAGAGGAAUGAACCCAGCAUUUUUGCGCGAUUCGUCACUAUGGUGGUGUGGCCCCACAUGGUUGAUUGAAGAUAAAUCCAUGUGGCCACCAACAGUAAACAUAACCGCAGGAGACAUGGAGAUCGCACGCCAAGAGGAAAGGUCUUCGCUUACCUGUAGUCAACAAGUGGUGUUAACAAAUGAAUUUUUCUCACUACGUUCAUCUCUACCCGCUCUUAUUCGCAUCACAGCACUAAUAUUACAUUUUGCCCACAAUGCUAGGCGCAUUAAUCGAGAGAACAAACGCUUUGGAUUCAUCACACAAAGUGAACAUGAUGUUGCACUCAUGAAACUCAUUCAGCUGUCUCAGACGGAGUCGUUUCCAGAAGAAAGGGCGAGUCUUUUCGAAGGACACCAGGUGAAGGAAUCUUCCAGGAUGAACGCAUUAAAUCCAGUGUUAUUAAACGGCAUCAUACAUGUGGGCGGCCGGUUGAGAAAUGCGGCCAUUUCUACCGGCAGAAAACAUCCAAUAAUUUUGGAUCACCAUCAUCCCCUGACAAAAUUAAUCCUCCGAUAUUAUCACCUCAAAUACUUUCACGCAGGUCAACAGUUAUUAAUCUCCACUGUGCGAGAACGAUACUGGCCGCUGAACAUUCGACGAGCAGUGAGACAAAUUAUCCACGAAUGUGUAGCGUGCUUCCGAAAUAAACCGAAACUCCAGGACCAACUAAUGGCAGACCUGCCGCAAGAGCGUGUGAAUGCUGCACCUGCUUUUCUAAAGGUCGGUGUGGAUUAUUGCGGACCAUUUUUGAUGUCGUACCCAGGAAGAAAGGCCCGACCAAUCAAGUGCUUUGUUGCAGUUUUCGUGUGCCUAACAACCAAGGCCAUUCAUCUAGAAAUAGUCACAGAUCUAACUACUCAGGCAUACAUUGCAGCGCUAAGGCGUUUCAUAGCUCGCAGAGGAAAACCAACAUUGAUAAUGUCCGACAACGCCAAAAAUUUUGUCGGAGCGAGGAGAGAAGUUGGGGAGUUGUCGAAGUUAUUUUGCAGUCAGCAAUUUAAGGAGAGCUUAAUUAAAGCAGCGAUGGAGGAUGGCGUGGAAUUCAAAUUUAUUCCUGCCAGGUCACCAAAUUUCGGAGGCCUUUGGGAGGCUGCGGUGAAGUCCUUUAAGACUCACUUCAAAAAAACAAUCGGGCUUAGAGUACUUCGACACGAUGAGCUCGAAACAGUUGUGUUUCAAAUAGAAGCCUGCUUAAACUCAAGGCCGCUGACACCUUUAAGCAGUGACCCUAAUGACUUGGAGGUACUAACUCCAGGUCAUUUUCUCAUCCAACGGCCACUCACAGCAUUAGCAGAACCAAGUUUAGACGGAAUCCCGGAAAAUAGAUUGUUGAUCUGGCAGAAAUCACAAAACUUCGUACAACAGAUUUCGAAAAAAUGGUCAACGCAGUAUUUGUCUGAUCUCCACAAUCGUACCAAAUGGACCAGGCAACGGAACAACAUAUUUGUGGGUACAAUGGUACUAUUAAGGGAGGAAAACUUGCCACCCCUGAAAUGGCAAUUAGGUCGUGUGAUAGAGGUACGAACUGGAGACGACGCCAACGUUCGCGUAGUGACUGUCAGGACGAAGGACGGCUGUUAUAUUCGACAAUAUCAAUCGGAAGCAGCGAAGGGAGCGACGCUAGAGCACAUCAUUCGCUCGCAGCAGAUCUUCAUUCCGUUGCUUUGA